GACUCUGGGCAUGUGCAGAGCGAGCGGUGCCGCCCGCCGCGCCCCGCCGCUCCGCUGCCGGCAGGUAAAGCCGCCGCUCGGGGCGCGAUGGAAGGCUCCGAGGAGGAGAAAAAGCAGCUGGAGCGCCUCGCCGGCUUGAAAGAGAGAGCUAUUGGCGAAUAUGAAGAGCUUAAAGCAGAAAAUAAGAAAGCGAAAGAAGAGUGUGACAAAAUCAAGCAAGAACGAGAUGAGGCUGUCAAAAAACUGGAGGAGUUUCAGAAAAUAUCUCACAUGGUUAUUGAGGAAGUGAACUGUAUUCAGAACCAUCUUGAAAUUGAGAAGACGUGCCGUGAAAGUGCUGAGGCUUUGGCUUCUAAGCUGAACAAAGAAAACAAGACCUUGAAAAGAAUUAGUAUGCUUUACAUGGCAAAACUGGGCCCAGAAAUUAUCACUGAAGAGAUCAACAUUGAUGAAGACGACUCAUCCACAGAUACGGAAGCUAACUCUGGAUCAUGCAGUUCUGUGCAUUGCCAGCAGCAAAUAAAAGAGCUGAGAGAUCAAAUCAUAUCUGUUCAUGAGGAAAAGAAGACCUUGGCCAUUGAACUGGAAAACCUGAGGUGCAAACUUGUAGAAGUAAUUGAAGAAGUGAAUAAAGUGAAAGAAGAAAAGGCUGCUUUGACAGCCGAAGUUAAUAAGCAGCAAAAACUGUUGGAGAAAUGUAACAGAGUGUCUGUGCUGGCAGUGGAGGAAUAUGAAGAGCUUCAUGUAAACUUUGAACUGGAAAAGAACCUGCGUAAGAAAGCAGAGUCGUUUGCACAAGAGAUGUUUAUUGAACAGAACAAGAUGAAAAGGCAAAGUCAGUUGCUUCUGCAAAAUUCUGCUCCUGACCAACAGCUUUUGAAGGCUUUGGAUGACAAUGCUAAGCUAACCCAUACCUUAGAAGAAGAGAGGCUUCAGCACCAACAAAAGAUCAAGGAAUUGGAAGAACAGCUAGAGAAUCAAGCACUGCAUAAGGAGAUCAACCGUCUUAAACAGCAGCUGGAACUUUUGGAAGAAGAUAAAAAGGAACUAGAGCUGAAAUGUCAGAACUCGGAAGAAAAAGCUAGAGACCUAAAGCAUUCAGUUGAUGAACUCCAGAAAAGAAUACAGCAGUCUGAAAAUCCUGUGCCCCCACCGCCGCCGCCGCCCCCUCCUCCUCUUCCUCCUCCUCCUCCUCCAAACCCCAUACGGUCUCUCAUGUCAAUGAUUCGCAAGAGAUCGCACUCCAACACCAACGUGAGCAAGAAGGAGAAACCUCCUCAGCAGGAGUCAGGUGAGGAAGUUACGGAUCUGAAGAGACAAGCUGUUGAAGAAAUGAUGGACAGAAUUAAAAAGGGAGUUCAUCUGAGACCAGUCAACCAGUCAAGCAGACCUAAAACAAAGCCAGAAACACCAAAGCCUUCUGAAAGUGCAAUGAAAGAAUUAAAAGGGAUUCUGGAAACAUUGAACAAAUCCACUAGUUCCCGAAGCUUAAAGUCCCUUGAAACGGACAGCAGUGAAACAGAGCUGGAACGAGUCCUGAGGCGCCGGAAAGUGACCACUGACCAGGACAGUGGCAGUCCCACUGGAGUCUUGGCUACAUCAGAAUCAAAAUCUCUGCCUGUGCUAGGUUCGGGAGCCAGUGCCGCACAAACAGCGCUGAACAAGAAAGACCUGGAGACAGAAUUCAGUUCCAAAGUACCCGACUCACGCCCUGUCUCUAACGAGCAUACAGGUGUUGAGGGCUCCAAGGCUACGCUACAAUCAUCUAGUCAUAGAGAACUUACAAGGAAAGCUUCUAGAAGUGAAAAAGAGACAGAAUCCGUUGUAGUUUUAGAUCCUGUUUCCACCGGUGGGGAUCAGACGUCUGCAAACACCCUGAAUCAGAACAGGAUGAAAGAAGAAAACAGCAAGCUGCUGCAUAAAGAAACUAAUUCUGAGAAAAUAAAAGAAACAGACAGUUCUAACUGUUAAUUGUUGUUCUGAAAUGCUGGAACUUUUGGGAGUCGUUAUCUGGACAUGUAAAUUGCUUAGGUGUGUUACUAGGGGCCAUGGUCUGUACUUCAAACCCUUUUCAAUAACAGAUGGAAAUGGUCUUUUGUAUGCGGUUUUGUUACAUGCAUUAAAGUGUUAAAUGACUAUGGAUUACUCAGAAUCCCUUUCCCAUUUUAAUCUGGCAAACACGGUUAAUAUUUUCUUAAAUAUCGUCAGUUACCUUUUCUUUAAAAUUGUAAUUGAAAGGGCUUUUUAAAUUAUUCUUUUGUUGGAAAGAUACCUUGUUAAAGGUCCACUCUAAAGCUUGUCAGAAGCCCCUUGCAUCCCUCUUGAUUUGCACAGGUUUGGGUUGGAGCCUAUGGAGGCGAUUACGGCUUUAGUAUCAGGGGUAUUACUAAUACUUAAAAAAUCAGGGUUUAGACACAUUGCUUUAAAAAUAUUUUGCUAUCUACUUAAACCAAGACCUAGUAGGUUUCCUUACCGCUGUCUCCGCACACGCUCUUUUGAGGAAAUGAAAAGCACAAGCACAACACUUCUGGUUUGGAUUCCCCAGUGGACAGCGAGCCCAGAGACAGAAAAGCAGAGGCAGUGCAGCGUGGCGUUUGGGUACAGAGACUUUUGGUAACAGCAGCCAAAGUCAGAAGGCUGUGGAGUGCGGCUGGUGCUCUCAUUUGGAUAUAAGCUCCUCAAGGCAGGAGCACUCCCAGCUGAAGCCUCGCAGAACUAACAAAUAUGCCUUUGCUUUCAACCUGGUACACUGGUGACGUUGAUUUCUGUAUUAGGUAACACUUUAUGUGUGUGUAUAUCCGAUGAGACAAAUCCCAGUUUCCCUCAGCCCUUCUUUCCAGUGAAGACAGUGAGAUAAGUACAGAACUGAUUUUCUUCACUGCCAACUCACAUUCCAUUGUAGUUCCUUUUUAAAUUCAGCACAGUAUCUCGUUACCUUAUAAUGAACGAACAAAUAUAAUCAGGGAUUUACGUAAAGGUGGCUGUAGCUGAAAUUGGGGUGGUCAAGUACUUGAAUGCACCGGGUUCGGUUUUAUUUAAUGAUCAGAAACAGUGAUCGUUUUGAAGGAUGAAUGUUCUGAGUUUCUCGGUUUGGCUCUGCAUGCAACUGUCUGGUGCUUUUCCUACAAAUAAAAUGAUAGUAAUGAGUGUGGUAAUUUCACAUCUUUUUUGGUGUUUUUUGCAUGUUUGCUAAGAAAGUCUUGAACUCAAUCUCAAUCCUGAACUACGUAUAAUUCCUAAGCUCGGGGAAAUUUGUCUCCAGUUGAUCUCUUCGCUUCUCGGGGGUGGUUGGUUCUGGUAGUUAAUUUUUCACUUAGGUAUCUGUUACACUGAGUUUAAAAUGCAACAUUUUAUAUGUGUAUUUUUUCCUCCAAUUAUUGCUGCUGUCUUACAUGUUCAAAUUUUCAAAUGACACAAGGCCCAGAAGUUUGGUUUUUUUA
Molecule: messenger RNA, 3440 nt
Organism: Cuculus canorus (common cuckoo)
Lineage: Eukaryota; Metazoa; Chordata; Aves; Cuculiformes; Cuculidae
Gene: SHTN1
Product: shootin 1
Exons: 17
Coding region: 88-1971 (627 amino acids)
Source: RefSeq, a predicted model, not a curated record